GGAACGGAAGUAGAACUUUUAAAGGGUGUUCUCAAGAUGGCUGAAAAUUAUCUCUUGUUUGUCUCUGCAUUAGGUAUUGUUUUGCCUAUAUGCACAAUGGCAGCCCACGAAAAAGGCAUAGCGCCUGCAUACGAAACUCGGGCCGUCCUGCAACACAGGACUGAUAGUUUAACGAUUUUGAUGUUGCUAGGUCUCCUAUUAAUGACUAUCUUAACUGUGUGGCUGUUCAAACACCGGAGAUUUCGUUUCGUUCAUGAGACAGGCUUAUCGCUAAUUUAUGGUCUGAUAGUGGGCGCCAUCAUUCGCUACACUAGCACGGCCACCCACCCACCCCGGGUCAACGCGACCCUGACGGCCAACGAGUCGUACUACUCCAUGGACCCGCCAGACAUCCUGUCGGUGUACCUGAACCGCUCCAACACAUCCACGGGUCCACCCGACACCAUCGUCUAUGUGUUCAAGGGCACGGUGAUCGCCCCGCUACAGGAGCCCCCCCUGGAGCGAGCGGUGACGUUUUCCCCGGAGCUGUUUUUCAACGUAAUGUUACCCGUGAUUAUAUUUGAGGCUGGAUACAGCAUGAAGAAGCGACAUUUUUUCAAAAACUUGGGAGCUAUCCUGACGUAUGCUCUGAUUGGAACGACGAUAUCAACGCUCGUUGUUGGCGGAAUAAUGUAUGGACUGACGGGCCUGAUGAGCAACAUUUCAAUCUCCCUGAACGAUUGCUUCGUGUUUGGAGCCAUCAUCUCCGCCACCGACCCCGUGACGGUCCUUGCCCUGUUCGCCGACCUGCAUGUGGACGUUGACCUCUACGCCCUCGUGUUCGGGGAAAGUGUGCUCAACGAUGCUGUGGCUAUAGUGCUCUCUGAGUCGGUGGAGACGUACGGAGAGUACUCGACAGACGCCUUCAGCGUGGAGGCGUUCUUCCAGUCGGUCGGGAAAUUUGCCGGUGUGUUUGCCGGGGCCUUUGCUAUUGGAUCCAGCAUGGGCGUCCUCACGGCUUUCCUGACCAAGUUCACCAAGGUGCAGGACUUCCCCCUACUGGAGACGGCUCUGUUCUUUGUCAUGUCCUACAGCACAUUCCAGGCCGCUGAGGCCGCUGACUUUACCGGUAUUGUGGCUGUCCUGUUCUGUGGCAUCACCCAGGCCCACUACACCUACAACAACCUGUCCACAGAGUCGAAGCAUCGCACCAAGCAGUUGUUUGAGCUGAUGAACUUCCUGUCGGAGAACUUUGUGUUCCUGUACAUCGGCGUCUCCAUCUUCACCUUUGAGCGACACAAGUGGCACGCCGGGUUCAUUUUCUCGGCUUUUCUGGCCAUCAUCGUUGCUCGUUUCUUCAACGUCUACCCGCUGUCCUUUCUGCUGAACCUGGGCCGCAGCAACAAGAUCCGACCCAACUUCCAGCACAUGAUGAUGUUCUCAGGUCUGAGAGGCGCCAUUGCUUUUGCUUUGGCCAUCCGUCAGACAGACACAGACUCUCGCCAGGUAAUGGCCUCCACCACCAUGAUUAUCGUCCUGGCAACCGUCAUCCUAUGUGGCGGCUUCACAACGCCCAUGUUACAGUGGCUUCAGAUACGGCAAUGAGCAGCCAAAGACAAUAUUCCACCAUGAGUGAGCGUGGGCCGGCCCGCCACACUGUGGGCUCCCCACCACCGCCCGCCACCUCUGCCCACCGCCUGCCCACCACCACUACCAGCGCACCAACAACCCCACACGACCCCGCGGCCCCGAGCUCUCGGCCCAGCGAGAAGGCGUGGCUGGUGGCGAAGUGGUACAACUUUGAUACAAGGUUCAUGAAGCCCCUACUGACCAACAGUCGCCCCACGCUGAUCGACACAAUGCCCAAGUGCUGCCUGCCCAUCGCUAAAGCUUUCACCACCGAGGUCCAGCUCUCACAGGGUGAGACUCACGUGGACGAGGACUCGGACACCGACAUGAUCCUGGACCAGCAGAGUCUGUCUAUCGGGGGCGGGGACUUGAACAACUCGGCGCUGUCCCUCAGUGGGGGCGGCGCCCAGGGCGGGGAGGACAGGCCCGUGUUUACCUCGCUGCAGACAGUCAUGACUCAGCCCAUGCAGGCAUCGGAGGACAGCCACGUGGGUGACCUUGGCCUUGGACUGAGCGACCCGGAGCAUCUGACCAGCUUUCCCAUGAGGGUGAAUCUCCCGGGCCCCCGUGGUGACCGUGUGUGAAGGAGUGAGGGAGUGAGUGAGGGGGGACCGCUGAUGGACCACGGGGCGACCGUGUGUGAGGGAGUGAGUGAGGGACCGCUAAUGAACUGCGGGGCGUGUGUGUGAGGGAGUGAGUGAGUGACCGCUGGGAUGACCAUCCACUGCAACACACCCCCCCUCCUCCCCACCACCCCGCUCAGACGUAGAGAGAACAGCGUGGUGUAGGACAAACAGCGAACUCCCUCGCCAGUACCACAGACCAGUCCAUGUUGAACAGGGAUACCUCGACCCAUUUCAUCGCUUUUCCUGCUGUCUGUGACAUGUGGCCAAAUGUAUGGUACAUAAAGUUACUCAGAUGUGUAUAGCUGUAUGUUUUUAGUUUACCAUAGCGACCGCAUGUGAGGGAGUGAGUGACGGCUGGGAUGACACCCCCCCCCCCCCGGACACGCAGCCCUCCUCCCUACCCCCCUCUCACUCAGAGGUAGAGAGAACUCUGUGGAGUGAGACGUGGAGCAGGGAGAGAUAUGUGAGCAAAGUUCUGCACUUUUCCUGUGUGUGACAAGUGGACAAAUGUCGUAGUAGUACUCAAAGUUACUCAGAUGUGAACAGGUGUAUGUUUUAAGCUUACCGUAGUCGAGGCGCGUUUAUUUGUAGGUGUAGCGGGCAUUGUAGUGUAGUCCUGCUCCAGACGCUAACUAGCUCACAGCCUCGGGGACAAAUGUGAGCCAUCGUGGUGAAAUCAGGCGCUUGUCAAAAUAAUGAAAUCGAAGAAAUCAGCAUUUUUCGGCCAGUUCAGAAUAAUAUUUUUUCCGAAUUUUUGUUUUUUAGCUCAACACCUUAUAUGUCCAUUCAAAAACAUUCUUAUGUGUAAAAUUUAUCGAGAAACGAUGAGUAAUGGCGCGAAAAAUGUAAAUUUGCAGUUUUCAAGGACUCAUGUGUUAUGGAGGUCACUAAACUUUGACGGCCGUUUUCUCGCUAAUUUUGCUUCUGAAAAUAGGCUACCCCUUCUCCUUCAACUGCAAAUAUCUCGACUUCUAUUCAAGAUAGAUGGAUUUUUUUUCCAUCAAAAGCAAGGCAAGUGAACAACCUUUAAGAUGAUACCAAUAAAUCCACAUACCCCAAAAUUGACGAGUGCCUGAUUCCACCGCGUUGUGCCACCAUGGCUCAUCUUUUAGUUAGUUAUAUAAAAGAUUUUUGGUUGGAAGGUUCCGCAGAAAGGUCGUAGAUCGUGCUUCUUUUCUUUCCCUCUAGAAAUCCAGGCAGAGCCCAGCUAUAUUGGUGAACAACCCUGCUUUUCAGCUGGAAUUGAAUGUCUUUAUAUCUUUACAUCAA
This is a messenger RNA of Aplysia californica (California sea hare), 3503 nucleotides long. Its product is annotated as sodium/hydrogen exchanger 9. Gene Ontology annotation, molecular function: sodium:proton antiporter activity. NCBI's taxonomy places the organism in Eukaryota, Metazoa, Mollusca, Gastropoda, Aplysiida, Aplysiidae. Gene Ontology annotation, biological process: sodium ion transport; proton transmembrane transport; regulation of pH. Gene Ontology annotation, cellular component: recycling endosome; membrane. The record is from RefSeq and is a predicted model, not a curated record.